Molecule: messenger RNA, 434 nt
Organism: Serpula lacrymans var. lacrymans S7.9
Lineage: Eukaryota; Fungi; Basidiomycota; Agaricomycetes; Boletales; Serpulaceae
Exons: 2
Biological process (GO): L-threonine biosynthetic process
Molecular function (GO): aspartate-semialdehyde dehydrogenase (NADP+) activity; NAD binding
Source: RefSeq, a predicted model, not a curated record
AUCGAGUCAACGCUCAACCGACACUCAAAAGUUGUGUUUCACAACAACUCCAAGGCCACUAUCGGCUGGAACGCUUAUCUUCAGCCCUAUCAGCACCUCUGAGGCCAGACUGUCAUGUUCACGGUACCCGAAGGGAAAGAAGUGAAGGUUGGAGUGUUGGGAGCAACAGGGACAGUGGGCCAGCGUUUUAUCACCCUUCUUGCGGACCAUCCGUUCUUCAUCAUCCAUGCUCUCGGUGCAUCAGUACGAUCGGCGGGAAAAACAUACUCUAAAGCGGUUAGCUGGAAACAAACAUCGCACAUACCUUCGAUCGUUCGCGAGAUGAUGGUCUACGAGUGCAAACCUGAACAUUUCGCUGAAUGUGCAGUGGUCUUUUCUGGCUUAGAUGCAGACGCCGCGGGUGACAUAGAGUCCGCUUUCAGAGCGGCUGAUCU